Messenger RNA from Thlaspi arvense, 411 nucleotides. The record is from the annotation of a GenBank genome assembly. NCBI's taxonomy places the organism in Eukaryota, Viridiplantae, Streptophyta, Magnoliopsida, Brassicales, Brassicaceae.
AUGCAUCUUCUCUUCUCCCCACGUUUCCUCUUCUUCUCCGCCCUCAUCCCCUUCCUCGCCUCUAUCGCUCUCUACCGAAUCGACACAUUUGAUCCCGCUCGUUUUCCCGCUGAAUCAUUGGUCUAUUCCACUAACUCCAUCCCGCCGCUUCUCAACGACCGAUUUCUCACCGGAGCUGAGUUUAUCGGCGUCGGUCUUCUAAAUAGCCCCGAGGAUAUCGCCUAUCACCGAGACUCCGGCCUCAUCUAUACUGGCUGUGCAGACGGAUGGGUGAAACGUGUCAAGGUUCUCGAGACAGCUAAUGACUCAGCCGUUGAGGAUUGGGUUAAUACCGGCGGUAGACCGCUCGGCAUCGAUUUCGGACUCUACGUCCGUGCUUUGUCACACAUAUCUUUGCCAUCCAAAUCGUAG